Molecule: messenger RNA, 441 nt
Organism: Rhincodon typus (whale shark)
Lineage: Eukaryota; Metazoa; Chordata; Chondrichthyes; Orectolobiformes; Rhincodontidae
Product: dynein heavy chain domain-containing protein 1-like
Exons: 3
Biological process (GO): microtubule-based movement
Cellular component (GO): dynein complex
Molecular function (GO): dynein light intermediate chain binding; dynein intermediate chain binding; minus-end-directed microtubule motor activity
Source: RefSeq, a predicted model, not a curated record
GGAUAUUAAGGCGCUACGUUACCAAGUUGGUUAUUGAGACACCAUCAAUGCUGCAAAACACCUUGCAUCACUCAUACAAACAGGCCCAGACGAAACUGGGAGAUAAAGUGAGAGCAGAACGCCUUACCCUCCUCGCUGCACUACACUCAAUCCUCCUUCACCGACAGCACUACAGGAACUGGGCUCAGGCACACUCCUAUAACUGGACACAGGCAGAUUUAUUUGCUGCCCUUCAAACUCAGGUGAAACUACAAACAACCUGGGACGACUCAGGCUCUCUGCUCGAACUUCUCAUCGGUGUGACUGCAUAUAGUGGUCACCUGUUAGACAGAGGGGAUCAGACAGCACUGGACAGCAUUAUUAACCACUGCCUGAGGAGUUCCAAGGGCCAGUCCAGCAAGGGAAUUCGUAGCCUCAUUACAUUACUUGUUGGCACCAAAG